Messenger RNA from Camellia sinensis, 2586 nucleotides. NCBI's taxonomy places the organism in Eukaryota, Viridiplantae, Streptophyta, Magnoliopsida, Ericales, Theaceae. The record is from RefSeq and is a predicted model, not a curated record.
GAAUUAAACCUAACCGCCCCUUUUUUUCAUUUUCGUUUUCAAAAUCUAUUUGAUGAUUAGACAGCGGUUGAGUUUCGCGGGUGACUGUCUUUAAAAUUUUCAUAUUUGAUAGUAUUCUAUUCUGGCCAAUACAAUACCAGAACACGUAUCCAAAGCCCCAAAUGCUUGAGAGCUGAACUCAAGCCCUAGACGAAGAAGAAGAGAAAGCAAGCACGAUUCAAUUGUCAUAUCGAUGUCGGACCUUUUUCCAGACGAAAUUGUGGUUGAAAUCCUCCACAGACUACCCACCAAACCCCUAAUCCAAUUCAGGUCUGUUUCCAAAUCAUGGUACUCUCUCGUAACUAGCCCUAAUUUCAUCAAUACCCACCUCAAUCACUCUCUUACUUCCAAUACCUACAUAAACAGUUAUGAUAAUCUCCCACUCAUGAUCGUUAGGCAAUGUGUUUCUACUUCGGAUCCCAGAACAGAGCACUACAAACUAUUUCUUGAUUCUCAAGACUCAUUUGAUGAAUAUAAAGAACUUGAAUUCCCAAUUAAGAGUCGUCGUCUCCACUUUUUUUUCGCAAUUGGGUCUGUCAAAGGUUUGUUUUGCCUUCACGAACAAGAUCGGUAUUUUCUUUGGAACCCAUCGAUUAGAAAGUCCAUGGCUAUGCCCAAGCCUACUGUCAAGACCUCUAAGCAUUAUCAUGGGUUUGGAUUUGUUCCCCGGACCAACGAUUAUAAAUUGGUUAGAAUAGCGGACUUUUAUCCAACUAAAUUGCCCAAUGUGAAGCAGCCAACAACAACAACACACAUUGAGGUUUACUCCCUUAAUGCGGGCUCGUGGAGAAUGUCUAGCACAGGGAGCAACUCUUAUCCGGAUGGGAUUACUAUAAGUUAUUCAGGGCGCUUCGCUGCUUAUUUAGAAGGGGCGGUUCAUUUUGUUGCGACUAUGAAGAAAACCAAUGAUAAGUUGAUUUUGUCGUUUGAUUUGUGUGAUGAGGUGUUUCAAAUGAUGUUGUUACCGGAUGGUAUUGUAGGCCCACUAACCGAGGUCCGUACUUCAGUAUUUGGAGGAUUGCUUUCUCUGUUAUGUUACGAAAAUACUGCUGCAAACAAGUCUUGUUCCAUUUGGAUUAUGAAAGAGUAUGGUGUAGUUGAUUCUCUGUGUAAACAGUUCACCGUUGAUCUAAGUGGAGGAAUUACGGAGCUAUUAGGUGUACGGAAUAAUGGUCAUAUAUUAUUGGAGGCAAAUGCACCAAGUGAUUGGGUGCUAUCUUCAUAUGACCCUUCGAGCCAGCAAAUCAAGAAUUUGGGAGUUUAUGCUACUGCAUACCGUUUUGUUGUUGAUACUUAUGAGGAAAACCUAAUCUUACUCGAUAAACCAAAUGAUGCAUUUUCUAGAAGGCGAGUGAGCAGGAAGACGAAAGACAGGUUUGACCAAAGCUCUCAAGCACGAAUAGAUGCACUUGUGAUUGAUAUUCGAAGGCAGCAUCGUAAAUAUAGCCUCCAAUUUGAAGAGAUAAAGAGAGAGAUAGAGGUAGCAAUUGAGGCCAUGGCAAGAAUGGGGCCUCAACACAAUGCUGAGGACUUUGCCAAACUCUUUACUUUUUUUUUGCCACUUCAACUCAGGGAUGUUUCAAGCAACGAACAAAUUGAUUCGAUGAUGCUCACUGCCACUUCUCAAGGUUCCGUGGUGAAUGAUUGUGAUGUAGCUGAGAAACUGAGCAACAGUAGUGUUCUUGGCAAGGGUGUGGGCGUCAAGGGCAAAGAUUCGAAUGGAUGCACCUCCUCAGGCCAAGGCAAGGAUUUGGAGGCAGAUUUAAUAAAAAUGAAGGCUGAAUCUGCUGAAGGGCUGAAGAAGUUGUCUCAAAUAAAGGAUAUGAUAAUGCAGAUCAUUAGCAAAUCGUUAAAACCUACGGAUUACAGUGCUGGCAUCUAAUGCACAGCCAUGUUCCAGGUACAAUCUAAAGCUUAUUAAAAAUUUCUAUUGAAUUGUGUGCUUUUGGUUAUUAAUAUAUCUAUGAGUUCACUUGCUUUUCGUGGUUGGAAAUAUUAUGAUAUUUGUAGUAUCUUGUUAGAUAAAAUCAAUAUGUUGAAGAGGUUGCACGAACUGUUUCUUAUUGGCAAAAUUGUUUUCUGAUUUUUGUUGUAUUAUAUACUUUCAUGCAUAUAUUAUAUUCAUGUAUCAUCUUUUAAUUACCUUACAUUUGCUAGUGUUUUUCAAAACCUUGUCUAGUUGUUAGUUUUAAUGUUUUAAAUGUUGUCAACGUUGUUGGCAUAUGGUUUAUGGGUUUCUCUUGAUGGUGAUAGGAGUGGUGAGUCGUUAUUGUUGCUUGAGGUGUCAGAUAUUAUUUCAAUGAGGACUGGUCAAUAGAACAAAAUGGUGGUUGGGUUGCCAAAUUGAUCUAAUAAUUCCUAGGAAUUUGGUCCCUUUCAAGAAAUUUAAUUGGGGAGGUAAAUUCAAAUGUGACUAAGAGGAGAGGGAAUGAAGUUAACCGUCUACGAAGCACAAACACUUCCAAAUAGGUGGCAUGUCGUGUUGGACACGGGCACUUGUUGGACACUUGCCAAUCAUGUCCAACUAUUUUAAAAAAAAUUUCAGAC